AGAAUUUGCAGAGACCUCAAAUAAAUAAAGAAAACUCGAACUCCAGACAGAUAAAUAUAUCUAGAGAGAGAGAGAGAGAGAGAGAGAGAGAGAUGCCUUGCAGUUUGGAGCCAUUGGACGUGGGAAUUCAGAUACCAUACCACUUCAGGUGCCCGAUCUCGCUCGAGCUAAUGACCGAUCCGGUCACGAUAAGCACGGGCCAGACCUACGACCGGGCCAGCAUCGAGUCGUGGACUGCCACCGGUAACACCACGUGCCCGGUGACUCGCUCGCCGCUCACCGACUUCGCCCUCAUCCCCAACCACACCCUCCGUCGUCUCAUCCAGGAAUGGUGCGUCGCCAACCGAUCCCUCGGCGUUGAGCGCAUCCCGACGCCGAGGCAACCGGCGGACCCGGCCAACGUCCGGACCCUGCUGAGCCAGGUCUCCUCCGAGUCGACCCGGAUGUUUAUCCGAGUUGACUCGCUGAAGCGGCUCAAAAGGCUCGCUCGCGACUCGGAGAAAAACCGAGCCGUUAUCUCUGCCCAAAACGCUCGUGAAAUUUUACUAUCAAUUGUUUUCUCGGACAAUGCAGGGAUGGGUGACCUUCUCAAAAGUCCAUGGAAUUUGGGCGGUCAAAGCGGACAAUAUUAUACAAGGCAAGAGCAAGUCGUUCCAGAUACCGAGUCCGACUCGUGUGAGUUGACUCACGAGUCGCUUGCGAUCCUCUCAUACUUUCCGUUAUCCGAAUCGGCUUGUUUGUUCGUGGCUUCGAAUCCGGAGCGAGUUAGUUACCUAGUGAAUCUCUUAUUCCAUCCGUCGAGCGAAGUCCGAGUUAACUCGGCUUCUCUGAUAGAGACCGUCAUCGCCGGCACCAGAUCGCCGGAGCUCCGAUCGGAAAUAAGCAGCUCCGACGAGAUUCACGAUGGAAUCGUCGGAAUCCUCAACUCUCCGGCAACCUCUCCGCGCGCGCUUAAAAUCGGAGUUAAAGCACUGUUCGCUUUGUGCCUGUCGAAGCAGCACCGCCACAAGGCGGUGGCGGCCGGAGCCGUGGACGCGCUCAUCGAGAGACUAUCGGAUUUUGAUAUAAGCAACGCCGAGAGGUCGCUGGCGACGGUGGAGCUACUCUGCCGGGUUCCGUCGGGAUUAGCGGCGUUCGCAGCGCAUGCGCUCACAGUGCCGUUGCUGGUGAAGGUCGUGCUCAGGGUGUCGGGGAGGGCGACGGAGUACGCGGCCGGAGCGCUGCUGUCAGUGUGCUCGGCGUCGGAGGUGUGCCGGCGGGAGGCGGUGGCAGAGGGCGUGUUGACUCGGUUGCUGUUGGUGGUUCAGAGCGGGUGUACGGAGAGGGCGAAGAGGAAGGCGCAGAUGCUGUUGAAGUUGCUGCGGGAUUCGUGGCCGGAGGAUUCGGGUUCUAAUUGCGAGGAUUUUGGUUGCAGCGACGUGGUUCCGUAUUGAUUUUUCUCCCAUAACUCAGGUUUUCGGAUCAGCUUAUGCACGCAUUAACCGAUUCUUGGAUCAAUUCCACCAUCAACUAGCGAGGGAUCCAAUUGAAGGCGGAGCAAAUACUCGUAUGGGUUAGCCCCAAAGGAAUUGGUUACACCUGAGAAGAUUCAAACAUGAGAAUUUAGGAGGGACUCUCAGACCACCAGCGACGUGGUUCCGUAUUGAUUUUCCCCUUUGAUAACUCAGGUUUUCAAGUAAGCUUAGACGCACAUUAAGUGAUUCUUGGACCAAUCCUAUCAUCAUCUAGCGAGGGAUUCCAUUAAAGACAAAGCAAAUACUUGUAUGGGUUGGUCUCGAAGGAAUUGGUUACACCUAAAAAAAUUCAAACAUGAAAAUUUAGGAGGGAGUCUCAUACCACCGGAAACCCUGUAGUGCAUCCGGCUUUAGGGCAGUAUUUCAACCGUGCAUCUGUAUUGAUUUUUUACGACCCUCCAUUUUUGUAAUUUCAGGUUCAAUGGAGAGUUACCAUGUUGUAUAGAAUUUUACUCGUGUAUGGAGUUUUGUAUGUAAUGUUUCGGUUUUUGUAAAUGUAAGAAAAAGAAAGAAAGGAAAUUUUUGUAAAUUUAA
Messenger RNA from Rhododendron vialii, 2048 nucleotides. RefSeq names its product U-box domain-containing protein 26-like. Gene Ontology annotation, biological process: protein ubiquitination. Lineage: Eukaryota; Viridiplantae; Streptophyta; Magnoliopsida; Ericales; Ericaceae. The transcript has a single exon. Gene Ontology annotation, molecular function: ubiquitin protein ligase activity. Bases 93 to 1433 code for a protein of 446 amino acids. The record is from RefSeq and is a predicted model, not a curated record.